AUGUCUGUUUCAUCAAUAUUAGCAACAACAGCAUUAUUAACUGUUGGAGGAUAUAUGUUAUUCACUGGAGCAGGAGAAUCAUUUAAUAUUGGAGAAUUUUUAGAAUCAACAUCACCAUAUAUGUGGGCAUCAUUAGGAAUUAGUUCAUGUAUUGGGUUUUCAGUUGUUGGUGCAGCAUGGGGAAUAUUUAUUACCGGGACAUCAAUUUUAGGUGCUGGUGUUAAAGCACCAAGAAUUACUACGAAAAAUUUAAUUUCAAUUAUUUUUUGUGAAGUUGUUGCUAUUUAUGGAUUAAUUAUGGCAAUUGUAUUUUCAGCUAAAUUAACUAGUGUUUCUUCGAAAAAUUUAUACACCAAAGAAAAUUUAUAUACGGGAUAUUCAUUAUUUUGGGCUGGUUUAACAGUGGGAAUAUCGAAUUUAAUUUGUGGUAUUGCUGUUGGAGUCACAGGAUCUACUGCUGCUAUUAGUGAUGCUGCAGAUUCAUCACUUUUUGUGAAAAUAUUGGUGGUGGAGAUUUUCGGAUCAGUUUUGGGAUUAUUUGGGUUGAUUGUUGGAUUAUUAAUGACUGGUAAAGCUCAAGAAUUUAAAUAA
This is a messenger RNA of Candida dubliniensis CD36, 591 nucleotides long. RefSeq names its product H(+)-transporting V0 sector ATPase subunit c''. Gene Ontology annotation, biological process: proton transmembrane transport. Gene Ontology annotation, molecular function: proton-transporting ATPase activity, rotational mechanism. The transcript has a single exon. The record is from RefSeq and is a predicted model, not a curated record. NCBI's taxonomy places the organism in Eukaryota, Fungi, Ascomycota, Pichiomycetes, Serinales, Debaryomycetaceae. The coding region runs from base 1 to 591 and encodes 196 amino acids. Gene Ontology annotation, cellular component: proton-transporting V-type ATPase, V0 domain.